This is a messenger RNA of Branchiostoma belcheri (Belcher's lancelet), 1557 nucleotides long. RefSeq names its product shaker-related potassium channel tsha2-like. Gene Ontology annotation, molecular function: delayed rectifier potassium channel activity. The coding region runs from base 139 to 1557 and encodes 472 amino acids. Lineage: Eukaryota; Metazoa; Chordata; Leptocardii; Amphioxiformes; Branchiostomatidae. The record is from RefSeq and is a predicted model, not a curated record. Gene Ontology annotation, cellular component: membrane; voltage-gated potassium channel complex. The transcript is spliced from 2 exons. Gene Ontology annotation, biological process: protein homooligomerization; potassium ion transmembrane transport.
UCCAGGCUCUUCCAGGCGACUUGUGGAUGGAGUUUGUUCUUCUUUCAUGAACCCUCCCUGGGUGCCGCCGAACACAGCGGACGGUAAUUUGUAUCCCAGAAACGCUCACAUUUGUUGACAGCCGUGAUGUACUAGUACAUGGCCCCGCGGAACAUGGAGCGGCCACGACGUCCCCCUGACUUCGAGCACGAUGAUACCAGGUUGAAUGAACAGGGAGACUCAGCUGACGAUACAGCUCUACUUCUGUCUAAAGCAACACACGACGAGUACAAAACAGUCUAUAGAGCAGACCGUCACAUUCGACUCAAUGUCAGUGGUAUGAUUUUUAGAAUCUCGGAGAGCACUUUACAUCAGCACCCCAACACGCUCUUAGGAGACCCUGCAAGAAGGCAAAGAUUCUACUGCCCAGAAACGGAUGAAUAUUUCUUCGAUCGCCACAGACCUAGUUUCGAAGCUAUCUUUGGUUUCUACCAGAGAGGACAAAAGAGAUCUGAACACGACGAAAACAGACUUAUUCGACCUAAAAACGUGCCUGUCGAAAUCUUCUACUUGGAAAUGAAGUUUUUUGACAUAGAACGUGACGUCAUCAAACAGUGCCUGGAGAAUGACUACUACAGCGAGCAUGAGGAGACAGACGUGCAGAUGCCGAAACAUGGCGGGCAGCGGGCGAUCUGGUUACUCUGCGACUUUCCUGACAGUUCUUUAGGGGCAAAGUUUGUUGGGAUGAUUUCUGCCAUGCUUAUUUUCAUCUCCAUUGCCGUAUUCUGCGUAGAAACUCUUCCAGAAUUUCGGCAGUCUGCUCCAGAGUCCCUGCCCAACAGUACGAAUGCAGACCACUUGCGGCUGCUCUACACCCGGCCGCUCUUCCAAGCAGAAACAGCGUGUAUCAUUUGGUUUUGUUUGGAGCUCAUCAUCCGUUUCUUUGCAUGCCCCAACAAGGGCAAAUUCUUGAAGGAUCCGCUGAACAUAUUUGACUUUCUUGCCAUCGCACCUUAUUUCGUUGACGUCAUCAUGGUCGUUGCAGCCUAUCAUGAUUCUUCAAAACCAUCUAGUUCCGUGACCUUCGUUCGACUGCUACGACUUUUCCGGAUUGUCCGGAUCUUCAAACUUUCCCGCCACGUGAAGGGGCUGCGUGUGCUGGGGAAGUCGAUGGUCGACAGCAUCGGGCCGUUUGCACUUCUGAUAUUCCUCAUCAUGAUUGCAAUGACCUUGUUUGGCAGCUGUGUCUACUUUGCAGAGAUGGAACAACCGGAGACCAACUGGCAGAGUAUUCCGGACACGUUCUGGUGGGUCAUCAUCACCAUGACAACCGUUGGGUACGGAGACCACUUCCCACUCACCACGGCGGGGAAAAUAGUCGGCAGCGUUUGUGUCGUUUCCGGUAUCCUGACCUUGGCGCUUCCAAGCCCCGCCAUUGUCGCUAACUUUAACAAAAAUAACGAAAUGUCAAAGAACGUUAUAUCAGAGGAGAUCUUGGAGGAACGGCUGAGGUCAGACAUGGAGAGAAUAAAGCGGAAGACACCAAGGAGUUUGAUAAACGGUUCGGGGUAUCAUUAG